AUGGUUUCUUUCACCUGCUGUCUCGGUAGUCCAUUGUUCUCUUCUGAUCUUCGCCAAUGGAAUUUGAUCAUCAAGCAUCGAGUGCUUGCAGGUGAUUUGGAAGGAGCACUGUUUAUGUUCACAAAGAUGCAGAGAAUUGGUGUCCAAGGGGAUAACUAUACCUUCCCUCUUGUGUUAAAAGCUGCUGCUGGUCUUGCCAUUUCACAUGUUGGGUUUUCACUCCAUGGCCAAAUUAUAAAAACUGGCUUUUCAUCGCAUGUUUUCGUUCAAACUGCCAUGCUCAAGGUAUAUUAUGCUCUUGGAUACAUAGGCCGUGCCCGCCUAUUGUUCGACAAGAUGCCUGACAAAGAUUUGCUUGCUUGGAAUUCCAUGCUUGAUGCUUAUGCUUCGAAUGGGCAGAUGGAUGAUGCUCUAGACAUAUUUGAUUUGAUGCCCGUUAGAGAUUCUGUAUCCUUCAAUACCAUAAUCUCUGGGUACGGAAAGAUUGGCAGGGUAGCAUCUGCGAGGGAUUACUUUGACAGAAUGCCAAUGAAAGAUGAUGUCUCUUGGAAUUCGAUGAUCGCGGUGUAUACUAAGGCAGGGGAAAUGAAGCUGGCAAGUCUUUUAUUUGAUGAAAUGGUUGGAAGAAAUGUUGUCUCAUGGAAUACUGUCAUCAAUGGCUACUUACAGAACCAGUGUUAUGCGGAUGCUAUUGAUUUGUUCUACAAGAUGAAGGCCAGUAGAACGGAACCUAACCAUUUAACCCUGUCGGCUGUGUUAUCUGCCUGUGCCCACUUAUGUUCACUGGAGACCGGUGUGCGGAUCCACACUGAGGCUGUUAGAUUUCUGUCGGAUCCCCAUGUCACAGCUGCACUCAUAGACAUGUACUCCAAGUGUGGAAGCAUAGGAAAAGCUCUACAGGUGUUCUACAAGGCCCAAGUGAAGAACAUGUAUUGUUGGAAUGCCAUGAUCUCUGGGCUUGCACUUCAUGGUUGUGGCCAAGCUGCCUUGAGGCUUUUUGAUGAGAUGAAAGCUGAAUCGAUGAGGCCCGACGACAUUACCUUCAUUGGGCUCUUUAGUGCAUGUAGCCAUGCAGGCAUGGUUCAGGAGGGUAGCCUUCUGUAUGAAUGUAUGGAGAGAGAAUUUGGGGUUUCGCCCAAGGCUGAACACUAUUGCUGCAUGGUAGAUCUUCUAGGUCGAGCUGGAUUCCUUGACCUAGCAUAUGGGCUUAUAGAAACCAUGCCAUUUGAGCCUGAAGCAACUGUCUUGGGUGCUUUACUUGGUGCUUGUGUGAUUCAUGGGGACCUCAAGAUGGGUGAAUUGAUAGCUAAGCGCAUCAACGCGAGGGGUGAUUGUCUAACUGAUGGGGAGUACAUGAUGCUGGCUAACAUGCACGCAAUGUGCGGUCAAUGGCUGGAAUCAAACAGAUGGAGAAGAAAGAUGAAUAAUGCCGGAAUUAGUAAGCCUGCAGGUUGUAGUUUGAUAGAGAUUGAUGGCAAAAUGCAUAGAUUUUUGGCUGGAGAUUUCGAAGAUGUUUGA
Messenger RNA from Telopea speciosissima, 1518 nucleotides. RefSeq names its product pentatricopeptide repeat-containing protein At2g45350, chloroplastic-like. The record is from RefSeq and is a predicted model, not a curated record. NCBI's taxonomy places the organism in Eukaryota, Viridiplantae, Streptophyta, Magnoliopsida, Proteales, Proteaceae. The transcript has a single exon. Bases 1 to 1518 code for a protein of 505 amino acids. Gene Ontology annotation, biological process: RNA modification. Gene Ontology annotation, molecular function: RNA binding; protein binding.